GGAAGCUAAAAAGAGUCUGCUAUGAAAAACCAGUUUUGCUUCAUCUGUACACCAGUUUGGACUUAUCUGUACGCCGGAUGAUCAAGUAUGUCAAAGGAGUCAGCCCUUUCAUUUAUGAUCGGGAAUGCUAGGUAAAGAUGCAAUUGGUGGACUUCUUGGUAGAGAAGCAAUUGACCUUGGAACUGUCUCAUCUAUGCCAGCAUUGGAUUAUCUCCCUUUAUAUCCUUCUCGAACACAACUUCCGAAAGCAUCCCCGUUACUUCUCUGUAUUCUCAACCAUGGGCAAAAAUAAAAUUAAGCAUGAAUUGAUUUCUCAUGAACCAAACAGGAGAGUCACCUUCAAGAAGAGAAAGGCAAGUCUGUUCAGAAAGCUGACUGAGAUAACAACCUUAUGUGGGAUUAUUGCCUGUGCUGUGGUCUAUGAUACUUCUGAUUCUAAGAUGGAUGCGUGGCCUUCUCCACAAGAAGCGUUUUAUGUACUGGAAAAUUUUAAGAAAUUACCCGAACAAAGACGAGGACAAUUUAUGAUGGAUCAAAAAGCCUUUCUGAAGAAAAAUAUAUCCAGGCUGAAUGGACAAUUGGAAAGAGCCAGAUUUAAAAAUCAAGCACUUGAUGCUGAGCUACUUUUGAUUGAAUACCUGGAAGGUAAACAUUUGAGUGAUUCUAGUCGUCUCGGAAGUUUGUUAGCACUAGAAGAUCAAUUGGCUAAAAAAAUUAGUUUCAUUACUAAUAGGAUUGAGUUCAUGGAAGUUCUUGAGCCCAAUGAAGUUGAUGCUGAAAUUAAUUCUGAUGAGAUGGGGGAUCAAGGCUAAUUUAGUGUCUUUAGAGGGAAGCAGUAAUAAAAGCUCUUCAAAAUAAAAGUUGUGUUGUGUGGAGAGAGGCAGUGCUGGUGAUACAGGUGUUCUUAUUUACCUGUACUGUCCCAAAAUGUACUUUUCUCUUUCUGUUGACCUGACCAAAUGCAGUUUUUCU
Prunus persica (peach) is the source of this 972-nucleotide messenger RNA. Its product is annotated as agamous-like MADS-box protein AGL80. Bases 138 to 812 code for a protein of 224 amino acids. The record is from RefSeq and is a predicted model, not a curated record. The transcript has 3 exons. Lineage: Eukaryota; Viridiplantae; Streptophyta; Magnoliopsida; Rosales; Rosaceae. Gene Ontology annotation, molecular function: protein dimerization activity; RNA polymerase II cis-regulatory region sequence-specific DNA binding; DNA-binding transcription factor activity, RNA polymerase II-specific. Gene Ontology annotation, biological process: positive regulation of transcription by RNA polymerase II.